GUUUGAUCGGCGUGUCUUGUGCCUAUAUCCUCAUCAAUAAUAUCAGCUCGUUAUUUUCUAGUCAACAUGAGUGGCUUCAGAGGGGUCAUGAAAGAGGGCUGGCACCCUAAAGGCCGGGAAGGAAAGAAGGAAGGUUGGAGGAAUGAUUUCAAAGGCAUCAACCAAGUGGCAGGAUGGAUGGGUAAAGGAAAGGACAAAGAUGAGCGCGAAGAACAUGUCGCCGUACCGCUCUCCUCCCUGAAGGAUCCAGCCUCCUUUGGCCCGCCCCCCAAACACAUCAAAUACCACGGCGCCGCAGCGCUUCCCAACGAGCUCACGCCGGAUCGCAGAGGACUGGGGGCGCCCUUGUCGCAGGAUCAAAUCAGCCAACAAAACGUACGACAGCAGGAGGAGGAGCAGGCUCAGAACGAGGAGGCUCAGAAACCAGCGCCCCCUCCUCUACCAUAUCGAGUGAAUCGGACCGGACUAGAUACGGCCAACCUACCGCCGCCCCCAGUCAGACGCGUGGGAUCCCCUGCGGACUCGGUGACAUCUACAAGCUCCAAGCCGAAGCCUAGCGUUCCACCUCGACUCCCUUCUCGAGCCAGCUCGACGUUGUCAUCGCAGCCGCCUACUCCGCCUCCCGCCUAUUCCACACAACCUCAAACCACCAAACCUCUGGAGGGAUUACUGAACCAGAAUGCCACUUCUAAUCUUUCCCGGGCUGGUGUCUCGGUGCCUGCUCUCGGGAUCGGGAGCAACCGCAGCCCUCCAAGUGCUGAUUCACCGACGACUACGGCCCCAGUCGGUCAAGCUCCGGUAAACGAGCUGCAGUCCCGCUUCUCCCAGAUGAGGACAACAUCCUCCUCCCCAGCACCACCCCCGCCGGUACGGGGAAGUACCUACGGUAACGAGUCAUCGUCUCUUUCUACUACUCACACACGGAGUGGUUCUGGGUCGGUCCAAGACUUCCGCGAGCGUCAUAACGACAAAAUUGAGGCCGGCAAACAGAAGCUCAACGGGCUGAAUGAGAAAUACGGGAUAUCGCAGCGGGUCAACAAAUUCUUCGAUGACCAGAAGUCUCCAAAGUCUCAGGUACCCCCGGUGUCGUCUCCUCACCUUGUUGCGCAUCGUUCAUCAUCAAGCGUGGACUCGUUGGGCCAGAGAAAGGCUCCCCCACCACCGCCGCCUCCGAAGAAGGCGGAGAUGCGCUCGACGCCUGUUAACAGCGCGGGCUCAGCGCCGCCGCCUGUUCCAUUCAACACUAAGCCCCGCUGAGCGGAGGGUGACCCAAUCACGUUUAUAUGUAACAUUAGCGGGUUGUUACUGUGCGACGGUGUGCUAUGUUGCUGCAAGUAUAUUUAGCGAAUCAUGCUGUAUGCUGGAUAGCGGCGCUUGUCCUUAUAUUUAUCUGUACAUAGGUUACUCUAGAAAGCACAUCAACAACAG
Messenger RNA from Aspergillus homomorphus CBS 101889, 1428 nucleotides. RefSeq lists its product as uncharacterized. Bases 67 to 1257 code for a protein of 396 amino acids. The record is from RefSeq and is a predicted model, not a curated record. The transcript has 2 exons. Lineage: Eukaryota; Fungi; Ascomycota; Eurotiomycetes; Eurotiales; Aspergillaceae.